Molecule: messenger RNA, 12710 nt
Organism: Melanaphis sacchari
Lineage: Eukaryota; Metazoa; Arthropoda; Insecta; Hemiptera; Aphididae
Gene: Apoltp
Exons: 75
Coding region: 1-12594 (4197 amino acids)
Biological process (GO): lipid transport
Molecular function (GO): lipid carrier activity
Source: RefSeq, a predicted model, not a curated record
AUGAAAUCUGAACAUAUCUAUGGUCUGAUCGUCUUGACACUAUUCAUCAUAUUGGAUAUAGCUUCGCCAUAUACCACAGCCAAACACAACAGUUGUUCAAGAUCUGCUUGUUUUAGCGAUGGAAAGUUUAACUUCUUACCCGGUACCAUUUAUGUGUACAAAAAUUCCAUUAGUACACAGACUACGUUUGAUAAGUCUAAGAACACAGCGUCGAUUGCCGAAUUUAAUUUCAAAGUUCAUAUACACAUUCAAGAAUGCGACGGGUUCAUGUUUAUUACUGAUACUAGUAUUCAUAAAGGAGUCAAAACAAGGAACUCCAACACUGUGGAUGAAGAAAACUAUUUAAGAUCAGAUGAAAAAGAGCUGUAUGAAGAUUUGGAAAAAAAUAUGUUGAGAUUUUCAUUCCAAGAUGGUCAUAUUAGCACGGUUUGUCCUAAAGAAAACGAAUCGGUGUGGGCUUUAAACAUUAAAAAAGCUGUACUAUCUACGUUCCAGAAUCGCAUGGAGAGAUUUGAUAUUCAUCACAUUGUCGCAGAGAGAGACAUAAACGGAUUUUGCCCAACUUCAUACACAUUUUUGAAAUCGAAUGGUACGCAAAUAGUGGUAGAUAAAGUAAAGGAUAUUUCAGAAUGUUCCGAGAGAUAUCACAUGCAUUCUAUUAUUCCAACUUCACCAUAUGUUUUUCAAAGUAAAUACCACAAAUGGUCUCCGAUGAAAUCUCUAUUCGUUUGUUUUUACCACAUUGAUCAUCAUAUUAUUGUAAAGAUCGAUUGUCAAGAAAAACACUCAUUCCAACCAUUCGCUAGUAAUGAAACAAAUAGUGCAAGAACAAAAAUAUUUCAAACGAUGACAUUAAUAAAAGAAGAUAGUGCAUUGUAUUCAUCUCACCCCAAUACUUAUGAAAUUACAUCCAGACAACCUUUGUUAUACAAUCACAAGCUCAUUAGUAAUCCGGAUUCAUCGAAUGUAACGGAAACCAAUGAACUGAUUAAAAAGUUAUGCGCAAUGAGUGAGGGACAAUUUGACCCUGAUUUUCCAAGCGAAUUUUAUAAGGUUAUUCAAGCAGCUAGAAAAUUAACGUAUGAUGCGUUAAAACACCUUUAUUAUCUUUCACAAAAUGAUUUGUGUUCAUCUGCAACCAAACAUCUACAAAGCGCUUUACCAUAUGUUCGUACCACGUCUGCAGUAAUACUUAUGAAAGACAUAUUAUUGAAUGGAACCAUUAGUGAAUCUAUUUCUUCCAACUGGUUAAUGGCAAUGGCAAUGUUUGAUAGGCCCGAUGAUCAAGUAAUUUCUGAAAUUUCUCAUUUGCUUCACAAAGAAAAUGCUUCGUCGGGUAUAUUAUUAAGUGUUACUUCUUUGAUUCAUACAUACUGCAAAUUGAACCCUAACUGUAAAGAAAAUGUUGAGCUAAUACCAGCCAUUGUAUACAUUGAACAGAAAAUCAAAGAGAAUAUUUUGAUAAAAGAAAACCGAGACGAGACGUUAAUAUGGCUGAAAUCGUUGGGUAACACAGGGCAGACUUCGCCAACUACACUUCAUACAUUAAACACAAUCAUUAUGAAUGCAGAUUCAACCGUGGACAUUAGAGUUUCGGGAGUUCAGGCUUACAGACGAUUUCCUUGUAACAUAACGAGACCGAUUAUGUUGGAUAUCUUCGUCAACCAAUCUCUAGACUCGGAAGUCCGUAUUGCUGCGUACCUGCAAGUAAUGAGGUGUCCCGUAUAUAGUGUGGUGAGGCAUAUAGUAACUGUUUUAGAUAAGGAAGAAGUCAACCAAGUUGGCUCUUUUGUUUGGACACAUUUGCAAAACCUGAAAAAGACAUCUGUACCAUUUUAUUUAGAGCUACAAACCAUGUUAGCUGGUGACAUAAAUAAGAAAUUUAACACUGAUAUACGAAAGUUUUCCAGAAAUUAUGAAAAUUCAUUUUUUUUAAACGAAUACGGUGUUGGUGGAUCUUUUGACAGUAAUGUGAUAUUUUCUCCAAAAUCGUAUAUACCUCGAUCGUUUACAUCAAACAUCACAUUAACUCUGUUUGGAGAAUACAUUAACAUACUUGAAAUAGAAGUAUACGCCGAAGGCUUUGAAAAUUAUAUAGAAGCAUUAUUUAAGCCCGGAGGUGUAUUUAGCUCUGAACGAGUAAAAAAAGGAUUGGAUGUCUUACGUUUUGUGCGAAGUUUAAUGCCGGACACCCUCAAGGAUAGGAUUAACGAAUUGCCAAAUGUCGUUAUAGACAAUGUGCCUCCGCCAAAGAUAUCCUUGGCGAUUAAAGUAUUUGGAAACGAAGUAAAAUUUUUACGUCUUAAUGGUGUAGACGAAAUCAACAAAGCGAUCCGUUCGUUUGAUGUAUAUAAUAUUAUGAAAACUUUCAUGAACGGACGAGAAUUCAAAUACGACCAAUCCGCUAUGUUUAUGGACUUAAAAUACGUUGUACCUACUGGAAUUGGCAUGCCUUUGAUAUUAGACGCCGUAGGUACUUCUGUAGUAAACUUAAACAUGUCAAGUUACAUAAACGCAGAUGCUUUCAAAAACUUUGGGGAGUUUAAAUUGUUAACCAAAUUGUAUCCAAGUCUAGCUUUGAAUUUGGAGGGCUCAAUGACUAUGGACCUUCAUUAUGAGACUACUCAGGCCAAAGUUAAGUCAAAGUUGUACACUUCAACUGCAUUUGAAGGAACCACGGAAGUUAAGGGAUAUAAAUUCGUGAAUUUGGUAUUUGAUUUGCCAAAGAUCAGAUCUGAUAUUAUUAGCAUCGAAUCCGAGUUGUUUUUAGAAGAUCAUAAGUUAGACGUCGAUGUCAAUCCGAAUCGAAAUUCUGUGGCACCCUCUACAUUGUCGUAUAGUUUGCCCGUUCUCGAAGAGAUGAUGGGCCUUAAAUUAUACACUAAUUAUCGGUUACCAAAUGUUACUGAAAUAAUCAAAUCGCCAAUGGUCAUAUUUAAUGGGCCAUUAAGAUUGAACAUUUUUCUACUUAAAUCGGAUGUAAAAGUCAAUAAAUACGUAAUUGAAUACAAAUGGCUCACUGGCAGAAAAAAUUCUUCCGUUAGUUUUAUAUACGAAACACCUGGAUCUCAAGUUAAACACUAUAUGAAAGUACUUCUAGAAAUAGACACCCAAACACAAAAUUUCACUUUAAUAGUUCAUGGAAAAACCAUUCAGUUACAAGCCUUAGGUUUAUAUAGAAAUUCUCCGUUGCACAAGUUGAUGACGUUCACAUUAGAUAUUAACGAUGUGAGGCAUCUCGAUCUGUUUACGGAACUGAAAAUCGAAAAUGAAAAAUACGGUCGUUUGUAUUUACCAAAAUUAUACCUUGACAUAAACGCAAGGAGAAUUGCUGAACUCGAAGGUCAAUACAAAUGGGUUGAAAAAAAAGGAAUUUCUCAGUGCGAUAUCAACCUGACAUUUAAAACUACCAAAUUUGAUUCUACAAUCGUUGGUUAUAUAAAAAUAAACGAUGCGUCGACAGCAUUAAAUUUGAUAUUCGAAUACACGUUCGAUAAAGCUGUAACCCUAGACACGGUAAAACUGGAAGUGAAAAUCAGUGAUCGAUCAACCAAAGCUUUAUCAUCAUUACAAGGAACUAUGCAAUUAGAAUCAUCAGCUUAUCCACAUAUCAACCAUCAGACUUCAGCCAUAUACCAGAAAGCACAAGGUCACACAGAAUGUCGUAUUGAUUUUAUUAACUACCCUAGCUUGAAGGACAAUAACAAAAAAUUACAUGUUGAAUUCGGAUUCACUCAAAUCAAAUAUUAUUCUGGUAAUAAAAUAAAUAUAAACUUAUUCGUUACUAAAAUGGCGGACAACAUUUUGUUCAAGUUCAUAACAAACCAUCAGGAUACGCAAACCAUGUCCAAUACUGCAGUUAUUGUACAAUAUGCUCCAGACAAAAAUAUCACGGCCAAACUCGACAUUUUAAUGCCUCCGAGUAUAUUACUGAAUGUAGAUACAAGAUUUAAGCUAACAAUACCAUCUGCAAAAUUUCCGUUGGACGUGCGCAUUCUGAUCAAAGAAAAAGUCAUGAACGAAUACGACAUUGAUUUUGCGGGAACUUGGAUUGGAGGACAAAACGUAACUGCAAGAGGGCUGUACCAAGACCACUCCUCAUAUUACCUAACAAGUCAUACACUUAAACUUUUAAUAAAAUCUCACUUGUUCAAUGACAUAGUGUUUAUGGGGAAAAUCUACGUAUCUGACGAGGAAUACAGAAUAGAAUCGUGGGUGGACCACAAUAACACAAAGCACGCUGUAUUAUUGAGACAUCUGGCUCGUUCCAAUAUGUUGCAGUAUGAAUCAUACGGUGAACUGAAACUAAACACAAGCACGUAUUCGGUGUCCAAUCUGAUCGACCUGAAACAUCACGAGAUAACGCUGGAAAUGCACCUAGACCAGUACAGAGAUAUAUCAAUUUACGGUAAAGGAUUUGUUAAAGAAUGGAAUUCACAUACGAUUUUUGAAAUAAAAUGGGACGCCAAUCGAGAUCCUGAUCAAAAAUUUUCAGUCAUCUUCAAAACAAAUACAAGCGAUAUUGUCGACGGUGAACAAUUUCUAGGUUUACUGGUGAUAGAAUAUCCUGGUCGGACAGUGAACAUCAAUUUAGAAUUGAGAUAUAUGGGACAACACUAUUUUGUAUUGAGCUCAAUUGAAUGGGAUCCCGUAUCAAAAAUUGACUUUUCAUUAAUAUUGAAAAACGACUUCCUAUCAAAAGGAAGUGGAUAUAUCGGCUGUAAGAUGCUCACACCAUUCGAAAAUUGGGUGAAAACAUUAUACGAACAAAGCGUUAUGAUUGGACCGCAAAACUUGCACACAAACGGUAGUGUAAUGUGGCAAGGUACCCAAUACUUGGACUUUGAUGUACAAUCCGGUUAUCAAACGCUAGAUGAAGAAUUCGGAUUUUCGUUUAAUACAGCUGUUAACAGUUCGUUGCAAGAUCUUAAUGCUAUUCGCAUAUAUAUCAAUCACAACUACGGUACCAACAGUUUCAACACCACUGUCUUACUGCAGAUAAAUCCAAAAUACGUAAUAUCGUUGGGAUUGACUGGAAAAAUUAAUAGUACGAAGACUGAAACCAUUUAUAGCGGUUCGGUAACUACGCUAACCCCGUUUUUUUAUUACAAGACAUUUAGCUUUGAGUCAGAAGUCGGUAUACAAGAAAAAAAACUAAAUGGUGUUGUCGGGUUACAAAUAGAUUCUAGUAAUUUCAAAGUCGAGUUCCACGGUGUAUACAUGCCACUAGACAAUAGCAAAAUAUUGUUGAAAAUCUCAACUCCUUAUGAAAGUUACAAGACUCUAUACGGAAAAAUUGGAUAUAAAGCAAGAGAAAAACACAUUUUUUUCGAUAUAUAUGGUGAUAACUUCAAACUAGGAAUGGAAUUGCGUUACUUAUAUAAAAAUCUAUCCAACUAUAAUCUAAAGUUACGUGUCAACACACCCGUAGAUCCGUUAAGACAGUUGAUAAUUGCUGGUAAACUAAAUAGUGAAUUAGCCGACUUUCGACUUGGAUGGAAUCACUUUGUUUUGGGCUUUGCUGGUAUUUCUCAUUAUGUCAGCUGGUCCGAUUUCGAGUAUGCUUUACAGAUAUAUACGCCUGUGGAAAAGUUUACAUAUAGCAGCGCUACCGUGAAAAUUUACAUUAUCGACGAUAUCGAUUGUGAGAUUCGAGCAGUUUUGCCAGAUUUGUCGAUGAUAGGUGUAAAAUUCGUGUAUGCAACUAUACCUAGACCGGAAGAAAUAGAUGAAUACUACUACGACGAGGAUGCUGAGUUAUCAAUGGUGCUCUAUAAUGGGCUUUUUGAAAUCGACACAGCAUAUUAUCCAUCUGUGAUUGCGAAUUUUAAUGUCACACAAAAAGAUAUUAUGUAUACAACACAAGUUGGCCUGUCAGCAAUAAUCGUAAAGGUUACAUUGAUAGAUGAAUUAUUUUUAAAGAAUUUUUUGGAUAUCAAAAAUGAGCUGAACGUGACAACAUCGUAUGACCGUUUUUCGAAGAUAUUUUCUGAGUUUGCAGUGUUUGCCGAAAAUGAAAAUCACAUUGUAUCCAAUUUAAUCGCGUCUGUGGUCAAUUUUAAUAAAACAUUGACGACAACUCUCGACGCUGAUUUCUUAACCACGGCUUUAUCAGAUCCUGGUUCAGAAGAUCAAGACGAUCCGGAUUUAGCGAACAAUAUUCCAUUUGGUAUUUAUGAGAUCAAGUUCUAUUUAACUUCACCGUUCAAACUCCUCGAGUUCUGUAACUCGAGCAUGACUGUAAAAAUAUUGAGACAUUUUUACGAAACAAACAUCACGGUGAAGACCAACUAUACCAACAUGUUUGUCAUAGGCAAUAUGGAGGUCUAUGACGGUUACUUCGAUACGAUAGUGGAUGUAGACGUGACAUCAAAACUAUUCAAAUUGCCCGUGUUUCGCGUUCAAGUUAAAAAAGAUUAUACAGAGAUUGAGAAAAACGUGCAGUUUGUAAUCAGCAGACCAACGGUGUCGCAAGUCAACGAGGUAGUGUUGGAUAUUAAAAGCAGUUGGCAGAUAGACGGAUAUAAUUUCAUAAAGCUUAGUGGCGAAAUUGUAACACCGUUUGUGGUGCUCAACCACGUGCAAGGUAGUUUACAGUAUUUCCACCAGAGAGACACUAAAUCGUAUUUCCUGGAAUCAUACCUCAACUAUUCUCGGAAAGCUGAAAUGAAGGCCAGGGCUCAUUUAAAAGAACAGUCAAUCACUCUUAAUAUGGAAUCAUCGCUGGAGGGAUUGAGGAACGUACACUUUUUGGGCACAUUGGUUGCAAAGGAUGGUCGAAAAGGAAUUGAUGCGAUUAUGAUCGGUGACCAGUCUUAUAGGAUCAGUGGCUGGGCGUCUGCAAACAGUUCGUUUCCAUUAGCACUGGAAGCUUAUUUAACCAAAGAAGGGAUUUCGGUCGGAAGUAUUGUGAUGCAAGUGAAGCAUGAUGCCCAUGGUUACAUGAUUUUAGCAAUGUUGCAAUCAAUGAAAAAAAUAAUCAGACUAAGUACACUGAUUGUAUCCUCUGAAGAAGGAAAAAUGACUACUGUAGAGAUAUCUUCAAUGCAAGAUAACUCUCAAGCUGUGUUCGUGAAGAGUUCAUUAGUGUUCAGGCGGCCAGGAAUAUAUGUUGUCAAUGUUCAAGGGGAAUCGAUAAUCGAUGGAGUAUCCACUUUGUUAUUAGGAAACGUAAAAUUGUGGUUUAUUGGUGAUAAAGGCGUAAUCAGAAGCUCUGUGGAAUCUCGAUAUUUACAAGGACACAUAAAUAUUGACUGGGUAUUGUCGCCGCCACAACACAUCUGGGGAGCGGUAGACAUUGAAUACGCGUUGAACAAAAUGUCGCAACAAAAGCUAUUUUCCAAAAUGUACUUCAUUGCUCCCGAGAACAGUAUUAGCCAAAUAACUGUAGGAGCACGUGUCACUGCCAAUAACAAAUGGACGUUCGAAGCUAAUUCAACAGCGAUGAUACCGUCGCUUCGAAACAUAUCAUUUUCGACGCAUUUGAUAUUGCCACAAAAUAUUACCAAUAAAUACGCAAUUGUCGGCAACUUGAAGAUUCACGAUCAAUUCGAAUUUAUUUCACAUCUGUUCCAUUAUCGGUCGCCAGAUUUAAAUUACGAAUUUGCCACGUUUAGCGAGGUUCUUUGGAACGAGAAAAUAAAUGGUUUGGUGAUGUGGGCGUAUAGAACAGAAAAUCGUGUGUUUUUGGUUGACACGUUCAGUGGUAAGACAAUGGAAAAGUUUUACGACAUACAUAAUGUGUUUGACGCGAGUUUCCUUAAGCACAGACAUAUUUCUAAUUUAGUGUACAAAAAGCCAAAUAAACCGCAUAAUAUCAGUUUGGAAGUAUUUUACCCACCGGAAGUCAAGAUCACUUCAGCAAUGGUGAAUUUUGAGUCGUUCGAUAAUUUUAUAUCGUUCAUUAACACGACUACACCGUUCGUCACUAUUCCAUACUUUGCGUUGCGCAUUAUUGCAGAAACAACACUGUUGAACUUUCAUCGACAUAUUGAGGUGUUUUGGCCACACACCAGUGCUCUGUUGAACGCUACCAAUUCCAAGACAUUGAAAGAAAUCAGCACGAUGAACGUUGGAGAAAUACUUUUGCAGUUCCCUAUCGACAAGAAGUACCACGUCGGUAGGUUCGUGUUCAAAUACGAAGACUUGACAAAAGAAAUAAUUGGAGAUUCGAGAGUCGUGUACGAUGAUAUUAAAAUCGUCGAAGGAAACUUCACCAGGAAAUUUACUGUAUACAAUAACGACUUUAUUGAUGAUUCCAUUGAUGUGACGGUUCAAAAUAAAGUGCUACCUCUGGGCGUAAAAUACCUUCAUAGGGUGAAUAAAGAUGGACAUGUGGCUACGGUGGACGUUCCCAAAACUGACUUUAAACGUAUAGAAAUGUUUAAACUUCACAAUGAAACUGAAUUCAACGUGACUCUUGAAAUGCUGCAGGACAAAUACGAAGUAGCCAGGGCAAAUACAUUGAAAGUAAUAAAUUUCAAUAGGAGUAUCGUGGUAAAUUCGUAUUAUGUUGAUGAUAAUGAUGACUCUUAUACAAGAAAUAUAAAAAUAGUUUUGAAUCCCGAAGCCUGGAUGAACUCAGCACUGAAGGUUGCUUAUCAUAAUUCGACACCUAGUGAAUAUGGGAAAAUCAUUGAUAUAAACGUAGCUUAUCCCAGGAGGAAUUUUUCGAUUAUUAGCGACGUAGAGACAGACACUAAAUAUUUAAUGUCUCAGAUGACACUAAUACAACACAGAACUUUGCCGGACGAUAAAUACGUACUCGGAUAUCGAAUUGAUUGGAGAAAACUUGAGUCUAAAGUUAAUAGACAUCGUAUAAACGUAUUGUUGUAUCACCCUUCAUUCCAAAAAAAUGUUACAAUUAGAGGAAACUAUUCACGUGGUAAUUCAAUACUCUUCGAUUUAAAUGCUGAAUACGAUUAUGCGUUAGAUUCAAGACGGAAAUUUACUAUUGGUUGUUUGAUUGAAAACAAUUCGGCUAAGUCUAAACGAAACUACUUUUUAUCCCUUAAAGGAAGACAUUUAAUUACCAAAUUUAAAUUAGACGCGGCUGGCACUUUUAAAUCACAAGAAUUCUAUCAUUACUUCCAUAAUAAUAUUACUUAUAAACGAGCAUACUUACCAGAUCAGUAUUGGGACGGUAAAGGUUUAUUGGAUUUUUUUAACAAAACUAUACAGAUCGAGAAAUAUUCAAUUCUCGAUACUACUAUUAUCCACGGGAACUACAGUAAUUUUCAAGGAACACAUUAUGUGAACGGACUGAUACGAAGAGGAGAUGAUCAAAACAUAGUUGGAAAAUUUUACGUCAAUAUUCCACAGAAAGACACACAUUUAGUAAUUAAUUUUACCCCAGAUGCCACAAAACAACUGUUUAUGUCUGGAAAUAUGUUAGAGAACAAAAUUGCUAAAUUUAACAUAUGGAGAACUGAAGAUAAUGUAAUUAUUCCUGACGUUGGAUUUUCUUUAAGCCUUAACCAUUCUAGAUUACUGUCUUCUUCUUUGGAAUGGAGAAUCGAUUUAAAAGAUAAUAUUGUGAGUGUGUUACGUACAUCAGUGAAUCGUACUUGGUGUUAUAUCCAAGAUACAACAGAGUUUUGGACACAUUACAUAAAAUCUCAGACGGUGGAAACUGCAAAUGGUAUUUGGGCUGACACAAAACCGGAAAUACAAGAAUUUCUGAACGAUAUAAGCAACUUCCACGUACUAGAAGAAGAUUUGGCAUACUUCAAAAAGGUGUUCAAUAAUUCUUACAACGCAAAUGAGUUUUAUUUGAAAGAUAUUCAUGGGCUGUAUAUUGCAAUGAUGGAGGACAUGUCAUUUAUGAACACAAUGGGAUCGUUACCACAGAUUGUCAAUGAAAUAUGGACAGCACUAGGUGAUACGGGUCAAACAAUUAGAAAAUCUAUAGUUUGGUUUAUCGACAAUAUAAAAAUGGCUUACGAAGAAUUUGGUAAACUAUUGAAACGAUUGAUGGAAGGUGAAGCCUUCAUUUAUAUCUCAGACUUUAUUAAUAGUUCCAUGGUUAAAUACGACAAAUUGAUACGUGACGUUCAUAUAUCGUUCAUAAGAUACGUUGAGAGUAUGUUGGAAGAAUCUUCAAAUACGGUGGCGGCGUAUUGGAGUAAUGUAUUAAAAACUAUCGAGCCGACUGUGGUGCAGAUUUUCCAUCAUAUCGAAGCUGUUUUCGUGUCAGCUACAAAACACGUCAUUCAAUUUUUGUACGCUAGACAACAAGAGCUUAUGCAAUCGCCGUAUUACGCGCACACACAAAACAUGACACAAGACUUGGAUAAAUUUUAUAAAGAUCUUAUGCAAAAUGAUUUGUUUACAAAUCUAAAAAAAUACUGCAUAAUAUUGUUCGACGUCAUCAAGACUAAAUAUUAUCCUCUCAUACCGUUCGCGACUGAAAUGAACGCCCUCAGACUGGAGAUAAUCGACGGCGUGAAUCAAUUGCUCAAGUUGCCGUUGAUCUCUUACGUGAUCGACAACACCAAAACAAUGAUCAACCAAUUUGUGUGGUUUUGCGAAUACAUCGACUUAAGCAAAAAAAUUCAAAACAUUAUUCCCAAAUUAGUGAAUCGGUUAUACGAUCUAACGUACACAGCAGUCGACAAUGAAAUGAAAUACCACAAAGCAAAAACAAAAUUUUUAUGUAAUCCGGAAAAGGGAUUUUUAGAAUUGGAACAGAAGUUACCGUUUUCGUGGCACGCUUUCAAUGAAACGCCUAAAUACGAAGAAAUUCCAGAAUAUAGGAUGGCCACUAAACUGUUGAGUAUGUUUGCACCAUCUAAUGUAACGUUUUGGUUUUUAUACUACAAUUUGAUGCCGUUUAUGGAUUACACAAACUGGUUGCCACCGUUCCGAGCUCAUGCAAUGAUAGUAGGAUCACAGCACUUUGUGACAUUUGACCAGAGGCAUUACGACUUUAAAGGGCAAUGUUCGUAUCUGUUGGCCAAUGAUUUUGUCGGUCAUGAGUUUUCCCUGGUGCUAAACUACGAAUCGGAAAUUAAAGGCCACUAUACGAUGUUGCUGUUACUGGGGUCCGAGACGAUUUCGAUAGAUCUUCAUCGCAAGGACGUGAGAGUUUUUCCCGACAGUAUUAAACAACUACCUUUGCAACUGAACGAUACGGUUAUCUACUACGAAAACGAAAUACUCAUUGUAGAAAGCGAAAGGGGAUUAUCUCUAAUAUGCAAUAUGAAUUUCCAAUACUGCACGUUUCAUGUAUCAGGUUGGUAUUUCGGGAAGACGGCGGGACUGCUGGGAACAAUGGACAACGAGCCUGUCGAUGACAUGUUGUCAUCUAAUGGGUACUCGGAACCAGACUUGUUUAAGUUUACCGAGAGCUGGUCGCUGAACGAGAACAGCUGCAGCGCGUAUACAUCGAUCCAGAGGAAGUCGUUGCCUAGUGCUCAGAUCGUGGAGAUCUGUGACAGUUAUUUCAAACACAAAACUUCGCCGCUGUUUACCUGUUUCUCCGUGAUAAAUCCCAGCCCUUAUUACGACCUAUGUUUGAAACAAGCCAACAAAAACGAGACAUGUACAUCAGCGACCGCCUACAGCGAAAUGUGCUCCAUAGAAAAUCUACCGGUUCGCACACCGACAAACUGUGUCAGGUGUCACGCACUAAACAACACGGAAAUUAUCGAGGGCGAUUUCAUGAGUAUCAAUGGUAGCCACGUACCGUCGUCGGCCGAUAUCGUAUUCAUUGUCGAGGCCAAGAAGUGCAACGAAAACUUUACGGAGAAAAAGAAUGUGCACACCUUGCUCACGAUGAUGGUCAAAGAGUUACACGACGUUGGAAUGACGAACAACAAAUUUUCAGCUGUUUUUUUUGGCGGUGAUGGUUUAUUUGAUGAACCUCAUAGCGUUGUCGUCAACGGUCAAGUGUUCGCAAGUCCUACACUAUUCUUACAGUUCUUUAACAAUAUACAAAUCGGUAACGGAAAUUCCGACGUAUUCAACGCCAUUCGGUUUGCAUCAAAGUUGCGUUUCAGGACGGCACAUUCAAUAAUAUUUUUACUGUUUCCGUGCAGUGAUUGUGAUCCGUCAAACAUGAUGUUGGACUAUUCUGUUAUCAACCACUUAAUUACGGAGAAAAGUAUAAAGUUACACGUUUUAAUGGACAAGCCAUUCGUUCUUGAUAAGUCACGAGCGGGGAGCUCGUUAUUCGGUGUCGACGCCGAGACGGCAUAUACGAGAAACGAUUUCAAGGCACUUAAAGGAGACGCGGGUCUCAGAAAGCAGGUGAAGUUAACGAAGAACAUGUUGGGAUACUGUACGCCGAUCGUUUUGGAGUCGAACGGUUCGUUGUUCACAUCGAAAAAAAUGGAAACCGACAACUUAAAUUUGGUGAAAAAAUUUUUGCAAGUUUUUGCUAAAAGGAUCGCCAAGACAGCACCGGCUCCGAAAUGCCAGACGUGUGAAUGCAACUCGGACAAUAAUGGAAUUAGCCACAUGGAUUGUUAUCCUUGUUCGUACCCUACGGCAGCUAACAUUGAAUACGGUUUCAACGACGAUUUCAUUCCGCCAAAUGUUUUAUCAUACGAAUCUGGCGACGGAUUCUACAACGACAAUCACAACAUUAAUUAACCGCCAACACGCCGUAUGCAACUAUUUAUAUUAUUAUUACUAUAAUUAUGUAUAUAUCACGUGAAAUGCGUUACUCUCUAAAUAUUUCCAAUAUUAUAUUUUCAUCAUAUUAUUAC